AUGAAGUUAGUUGUGGAGGACCAUUCUCCCAGGCUCACUUUAAAUGUGCUCUCCCCUAUUGUCCAAGGUGAUGGGACUCAAAUAUCUCCAACAGCUAAAUUGCCUGACAGUUACAACAUGAAAUGGAAGAAACCUGAUCAUCGUCCACUGCAGAAGAAGGUGACUACAUGGCGUUUGAAACCGAAGUCUCCACUAUCCGUUCUGAAGUUACCACACGCAAAAGUGCCCAUAACGAAGAGACCUCGACUCCCAAUACCAUUGGUACUGCUGCCGCCCCGUCAAAAACAACUGCCACUUGCUCUCAAAUCUCCCAAUUGCAAAGCUAGACAACCCAACCCUUACGUUGCUUCCGGUUCGUCUCCACUUGACUUCGUCUCCCCAAACUCGGACUUAUCGGAUUCUUCUGACGACGAAAGUAAUCCCUCCAACAAUUCUGAGGUGUUGAUUAUCUCUGAUACUUCCGACUCAAGUCUGUCUGGACGCUCAAGUAGCUCUGGUAGCCUUGACUCCGAUAGCCCCAUGUCUGACCUGUUUCAGAGGACGGAGCUGAUCCUUCACUUUGAUAGUCAAAGUCGGUUGGUGGUGUGUGUUGGCUGCAGCCAUCCCGAAGUGGUUUUCACACGGACUAUGAGACAGCACCUUCGCCGCUUCCAUGGAGCCAAUGCUGCCCGUCACUUCCAGUCGGCUCAACGGUUUUUCGAUGCCCAUCCGAGACGUACUGAAACGUUUCCAUCAAACUUACUAUCGCCAUUGCCGGUGCUCACGAUAAACCGCAAGGUAAAGUGUGAUGGGUGUUCUCGGUGCUGGCUGCAAAACGAGGAAAGACCAUGCUCUUGCAACAGUAAUACCCGACUUAUCGGCACACAACGGUGCACUGUCGAUGGUCCCGAGCUCGAGGUAUUGACGUGGUUUAUUGGAGCUGCCACCGCUUCACAGGAAAGCUUUCCCCUGAUGUUUACUGAACCUGACACCGGCUCAGUUGAUAGUAUCUACGGACGUGAACAAAUUGAUUUACCCUACAGCGACUUGGUAAAAUUGAUUGACCCUGCUGAUUUGGCUUUGGCUGAGGCCCACUUGAUAUACCUGACUUCAUGGUUACAAUACGCUGCUGUUCAAACCAUUGGUCGUCUUGGUUUCCCCGACGAUAUCGACAUAAAUCUCAACGGGCUCACCCGCGAUGGCACUUUGGAGUUGGCCAUGCUUCAUAUCAUGCGAACGUACCGGAGUAACCUUUCUUACUUGUUAAGCGGAAGGCUGAGACAAGCGCUUGAUCGGAUGGUUACCGCUUUAGACACACCCCUCCCCUCUCGCCGACGCUAUGACGAAGAUGAUUGGAGUUUCCUCGACGCCGCCGACACUGCUGUUCUCGAUGCAAUAUACUGUCUUUUGAGCCAAGGCCUUGGAGGUCAGUUUACUGAGUGUCCUUUCAUUAGUGUGAUUGCGAAAUGGUCGACGAGUGGCCCUGAAUGGUUUACUGAUGAGCAAACAUACCGACGUGUGUUGUUGUUUUUAAAGACGAGAUUGCUUACCAUGCUUUUCAGAAAAGCCUGUGUUGAAGCUCCUGAAGAUCCUCGGGGCUGGAUUGCCGAAUCAGCUGAGCUAUUCGAUCCUAGAGGCAAUCAGGCUCUAGGGAAGAUGAUUCAUGUCGAACACGUUAUGGAAAUGUCUGAUGAUACAUUAUCUAGUUCAUCGUCUGUUUAA
Diutina rugosa is the source of this 1701-nucleotide messenger RNA. RefSeq lists its product as uncharacterized. The coding region runs from base 1 to 1701 and encodes 566 amino acids. The record is from RefSeq and is a predicted model, not a curated record. Lineage: Eukaryota; Fungi; Ascomycota; Pichiomycetes; Serinales; Debaryomycetaceae. The transcript has a single exon.